This is a messenger RNA of Arabis nemorensis, 591 nucleotides long. The record is from the annotation of a GenBank genome assembly. Lineage: Eukaryota; Viridiplantae; Streptophyta; Magnoliopsida; Brassicales; Brassicaceae.
AUGUCCAAAUCGGGCUCCUUGGAAGAAACAUAUGUCCUGAUUGAGUUCAAUAGGCCUUGUGCUUUCGGUUUGAUUGAGCUCCGGUUCAACUACUGGUUUGAUGACCGCAUCAGUGCUGAUGAUCUGUUAAUCUCUGGUGUGCUGAUCAAGGAGAGAACUCUUGAUGUGAAGCAAGGUUCAUUGUGGUUAGGAGACGAUGGUCCUUCAGAAGAGGAGAAGGCUGUGGUCCCAGAGCAUGACUUUGCUAUUGUCACCUUCUCAUACUUCUACAAUCUCGGUAGGCUGGGUUUGCUCGAUUAUCCAUGCCGUCUUCUCACGUCUAGUCCGUCAGUAGAAUUAGGGAACGCGAGGACAGUGGCAGGAAGAGAAAGAAGUCUUUCUCGGAUCCAGAGCACACCAGUGAAUCUCUGUGUAACCAGUAUGACUCUUCUGAGGAGGUUUCUUCAGCUCGUAAUUCAAAAUUCUUCAAGAGCUCUAGUAGCCGAGUUUGAUGAUCAUCUCACGAACAAGAUAGUCAUCAAGAACAGAACGGUAAGACGGGAGCUGAGGAAGCAACAGAGGAUAUUUUCUGAAAGGAUAUGCGAAGUUUGA